GUUUUCAUGCAGACCGAGCUGAAACAUGUGGCUGUACAGUGAUGGAGGGCUCAGCGCACAGCAGGACGAAAGGUUUAGUCUGAACUCAUCACGGGAUUUCAGGAACACUUUGAUCAUCUCCGUGGUCAGCUGCAGCUAGAGAUUGAAUCUGAGCUCAGAACUUCACCUGGCUGAGGUGAAUCUCUAGGAUGCGAGUGAAAAACGUACCUCAGUGUCUCUGAGGCCCGUAUCGACGGUCCGGACUGGAGUUGGCACCCCUGCCAUGGGAGCAGGGUGGGGCCAGUGUCCCGGCAGCAGUUGAUCAAUGCUCACAUCCUGUGAACCCUGCAUGUAACACGGCAGAGCGUUCCCAACACACACAGACACACAGCUGCACGGCAGAGGGAACGGCACGGCCGCUCAGAAUUAGAACCCCGGGAGAACCGAGCAGCCCCAUGGGGUAGAAGCAUCCCUAAUCGGCGUUUUCCCAGGAAUUACCAGCAAGAUGCCGUUCACAUGGAGGCCCAGAGGACCUGUGAGAUUUUGACUAUGUGGCAUUAAAGUGGUGAAAAUCUGACCAUGGGUGACUGGAACCUGCUGGGCAGCAUCCUAGAAGAGGUCCACAUUCAUUCCACCAUCGUAGGGAAGAUCUGGCUCACCAUCCUCUUCAUCUUCCGCAUGCUGAUCCUGGGAGCUGCAGCGGAGGACGUCUGGGAUGACGAGCAGUCGGAGUUCGUCUGCAACACGGACCAACCAGGCUGCAAGACGGUCUGCUACGACCGGGCCUUCCCCAUUUCCCUCAUUCGCUACUGGGUGCUGCAGGUCAUCUUUGUGUCUGCGCCCUCUCUGGUCUACAUGGGCCAUGCUCUGUACUGCAUCAGGGCGCUGGAGAAGGAACGCCACCGGCGGCGGAUCCAACUGAAGGGGGAGAUGGACGAGGCAGAACUUGGACUGGAGGAUCACAAACGCAUAGAGAGGGAGCUGAGGAAGCUGGAGGAGCAGAAGAAGGUGAAGAAGGCUCCUCUUAGAGGCUCUCUGCUGAGAACCUACAUUAUCCAUAUCCUUACUCGCUCUCUGGUGGAGGUUUGCUUCAUCCUGGGCCAGUAUAUCCUGUAUGGAAUCCAUCUGGAGCCCCUGUAUAGGUGUGAGAGGCUACCAUGCCCCAACAGUGUGGACUGCUACAUCUCCAGGCCCACAGAAAAGACCAUUUUCAUGUUUUUUAUGACCAUCAUUGCUGGAGUUUCAUUAUUCUUGAACAUUUUGGAGAUUCUCCACUUAGGCAUCCGUAAAAUCAAACAGACUCUGUGUGGAGAGAGGUACACUGAGGACGACAGUCUAAUCUUAAGGUCCAAAAAGAAGGCAUCCUUACAACAGCUUUGUGUCAUGAGCCAUGUUUCCCCUCACAACGGGCCUCUGACUCAGACCUUCAAGGUGAUUCAGGAGGCUGACAUGAAGCCUCUUCAUUACACAAUCCACGAUCCGCCAAGACACAACAGCUUGGUUCAUCUGGGUCAAACCGGCUACAGCUGCCCUCCAGCAAGGAUGAUACCCAGGUCUGUAGAGAUCUGUGCAACUUCACAAACCGCUGAAGGUCCAGAGGUCCACGCAGUUACCAUGGACCACCAUCCAGCCUGGAACUCUGCCAUGUCCACAGUGGAGGAGGAUACAACCAGCCAAGCAGAAAUCCAGGAGGAGCAGCAUCCUCAGCCCAGCCAUUUGGACCCUGUGCUGUCUGGGAGCACCAUAAGGCCUGCAGCCAUCAGAACCAUCAAUGAGGAAGAGAGACGACAGUCUACGGUCAGCGACUUCCUGAUUCCCAACCCCAGAAGGACCAGCUUCAUGAUCAGGCCUCCAUCCGAAAGCCUGUCCUCCAUGAGCGCCUCCACCAGCCAAUCCUUGCACAGCUCGGAGGAGUCCGAUGAGCUGGGAUCUCUCCAGGGAGACAUGCCGAUGAUGCCGCCAGCUGGAGGCCGACGAAUGUCAAUGAGCAUGUUUCUGGAUAUUUCCUCAAUCAUGAAGAAGUGAAGAGACGAGGCUGAGUUACAGCAGCUGGAGACAAACUGUAUCAGCGAUCCAUCGAUUCUCAGACCGAGACACAUGCGGCCAGGAUCGGCCAUGAUGAGGCAGCGGAUGAUUCAAAGCACCUUACAAAGUCUGCCGGAGUGUUUCACUGCCAACAGGAUCGGGCUUAAAGAGGAUCUGCUUGAUUCUGUAACUCUGAGUUUUUACGUCAAGGACAGAUUCAGUCUGUGUAGUCAUUUAUAUGAAAACCCCUUCAGUUCAUUCAGAUUUAAAACAAGAACAGAACCACUUGAACAUGUUUAACCAGAACACACCAUCAACAGUCCUCAUGCUUUUAUUUCUCUACAAAAACAGGGUGUUUUUUUUUUUGUUCCUGUCAGACUUUUUUUUUCUUAUCAAAUAAAUGGGAUGUG
This is a messenger RNA of Gambusia affinis (western mosquitofish), 2414 nucleotides long. It is a transcript of the gene gja10a, whose product is annotated as gap junction protein alpha 10 a. Gene Ontology annotation, cellular component: connexin complex. The transcript is spliced from 4 exons. The record is from RefSeq and is a predicted model, not a curated record. Lineage: Eukaryota; Metazoa; Chordata; Actinopteri; Cyprinodontiformes; Poeciliidae. Gene Ontology annotation, biological process: cell communication. Bases 559 to 2004 code for a protein of 481 amino acids.